Messenger RNA from Centropristis striata (black sea bass), 631 nucleotides. It is a transcript of the gene snrpf, whose product is annotated as small nuclear ribonucleoprotein polypeptide F. Gene Ontology annotation, biological process: spliceosomal snRNP assembly; mRNA splicing, via spliceosome. The record is from RefSeq and is a predicted model, not a curated record. Gene Ontology annotation, molecular function: RNA binding. Gene Ontology annotation, cellular component: catalytic step 2 spliceosome; U1 snRNP. Bases 155 to 415 code for a protein of 86 amino acids. Lineage: Eukaryota; Metazoa; Chordata; Actinopteri; Perciformes; Serranidae. The transcript is spliced from 4 exons.
GGGGGCGCUGUGGGACAGGAAGUCUCCUCACAGGUCAAGCUGUUGUACUUCCUGUUCGGCGGUAAAGCGUGUGCUGCUUUGCGAAGUACAAACGAUUUUGUGACGAAAAGAUACCAAAUCUAUUAAUUCCCAGACAGCGUUAAGUAAAGCAAACAUGAGUUUACCUCUGAACCCAAAACCAUUCCUAAACGGCCUAACAGGCAAGCCAGUGAUGGUGAAACUGAAGUGGGGAAUGGAGUAUAAGGGCUACCUGGUGUCUGUGGAUGGGUACAUGAAUAUGCAGCUGGCAAACACAGAAGAGUAUGUGGAUGGAGCGUUGGCAGGUCAUCUUGGUGAAGUGCUUAUCAGGUGCAAUAAUGUUUUGUACAUCAGAGGUGUAGAAGAAGAGGAGGAGGACGGAGAGAUGAGGGAGUGAUGUCGGCCCUGCUGUGUGAUUGAACCUCGUAGUUGAGUUGAUGUGUGUUUGUGUUUUCACCAUGUGAAACAAGUGAACGCCUGCGGUUUUUGGUUAUUUUUUUCAAGCUGUUUUGAAAAAUCAUUUUUCUUCUUUUUUUUUUUUUUACUGUAUGUGAGGCCAAUUUUAUGUUGUGACUUUGUGAUACAGACACAAUAAAAUGAUUAUUGUACCCUU